AAUAAUUAAUAGAGUUGAACCACUAGAAUAUGUGAUAGCGAUAUGAGCUGAGCUGUCUCUCUAUGAGCCGUGAAGAGGAAGAGGAAGAUAAUGGAGGAGACUUUGCAGACCUGCCUGACUUCCUCUGUGAUAACGAUGAGAUAGAUAGGAUGAUAGAGGAACGAGCUGGUGCUUUCAACCUUACCGGGACUAACAUCAGGAAUAUUCUUUACCAUGUGGUGCUUGGAGUUGGCGGAGCGCGGGAUUUCUGGGACCCAAGUGAGCAGGACUUUCACACUCCCCUCGAGAUACCAGAGCCUAAAACUAGGGCAGCUAAACAGAAAGUUCUAGAACAAGAAACUGGGACUCAGCCCAGCUGCUCAGAUCCACUGUUGACAAUUCCGGAAGUCAGAUCACCUGAACAUGAUCAAGAGGAAGAUGAGGAAGAGGAUCAGGACUACGUGCCCCACCACGACACUGAGGGUAGUGAUUACAGUGAAGACGAGCAAGAGUCGUUAGCUCCCACUACCCCCAAAUCUAUCAUCAUGACACCGAGCAGUCGAAGGAACAAGCCUUCAGAGUGUGACAGUGAGCCUGCAACACCUUCGGUUGGAUUAGCAAAGCGUACACGAUCACUAUUCAGCUUGAAAGAUCGAGAUUUGCUGGAGCUGGAAUCUGCGUUACCCAACGAUGACGAGAAAGAUGACGAUGAGAACGGAGAAAAGGGGAAGUUUGUAGAAAGAGCCAGGACUCUGGAGGAGUAUAUUGAGGUGGAGGAGGAUCCUAAUACCAGUGUGGCGGAGGAGUCUGAAGAUAAUUGGGAUGGAUUAGAAGAAGAGUUAGGUAACGAGUUUGACAAUUUAACAGACGAAGAAUCGUCCCAAUCUUCCGAGGAGGACGCGGCCGAUGAUGGAACAUUUGGGAGGUUUCUCAAGGGUAUCGCUAAUCCCAGAGAAGAAUUUCCUGAGGACGAGAGUUUGCACGAUAUGCUUUAUAUGUACCGAGAGAAACUCCGGUUCGAGCCAGAAGAGUUUCGGACGGAUAAAGACGUGCGAGUGACAAAAAAAGAGAUGGGUGAAAUGAUGAGAGAUUUGGAACUUUCUCAUCCUGAUGUUAACGAGCAACUCAAUUCACGGUCCAGGAAUUGCAAACUCUCGUCAGAGGUUGCACAAAUCGUAGAGGGUCCUCUUUUCACGCCCCAUUCGAUAGAAAUACUGAAGGAACAGCUCCAAAUGCACUUGCAGCUUCUCGUCCAACACACUGUGCUUGCUCACGAUGUUGUCAGUCUCGCCAAGAACAAGGAUAUCGCUCGAACGAGAAUUGAAGAACUGGAAGAAUUGAGCAGUCAGAGCUCGACAGAAGGCUUCUUGCAAGCUAUGAAAGGCGAAUCAGAGGGGCCCACAUCUAUUCUAAAGUGUUUGGAUAUUUACCCAGCUUUGAAGCUUGCUGACCGAGAGAAGCCUGUAGAUGAUGUGUCUCCAACCCUGCCCAUACCCCUCAAAGUCGCCAGAGAAGUUUCCCACGUGAAGCACAUCGAGCCACUACCUCGUAACAAGUACUACUUGCUCAACUACCAGCCAUUCUUCCAAAAGUUCCACCACAUAAGACCAACAGUUAACUUCAUAUGUCAGACCAAAAUUCGACCGAACGCUAACAGAUGUUUCACAGAGCUUGAAGACAACCUUCUUGCUCACGGACUGGACGCUUUCCGGUUUGUCAAAGAACAGAAAGUAGUUUACGAAUAUAUCAGAGACCACUUCCUCCCAACCAAAACAGCCAAACAAAUCAGCAUAAGAGUGAAAAACAAGACGUCAUCCUCCGCCCCUAACAACGUGAUUAAGCAUUGGAAAGACACGAGUUACAUCAGAUACGACACUCAGUACACAACCACCAAACUGAUGAAGAGCCUCUCAGUUCCUGUAACCCCUCGAGGGGACCGUCCUAUCGCACCGGCCGUCAAGAGGGAGAACCUGGACUGGCUGGUAGCUUUGCGAGACCAUCGUCGUAAGAUCCAGAGAGAGUACAAUAAGAAGCGCCAGAAACUACAGUGUAACAAGGAGGCAGUGGUAGCAGCCACAAAGUUAGCCACCACCGAUGAGAACCAUGGUUUCGAGAUUGCCUUCCUCUUGAAAGCGAAGGAAGUGCUGAAGAACGAUUAUACUACGUAUUUCAACGUGUUUAAACUGCUUGCGGAGUAUAACCAACUGGCUGAGUUUGACUGUGAGGACGUUAUCAGGAAGAUACUGAACAUCCUCAACAGUUACCCGGAUCUAAGUUACGAGUUCCUCUCAAUAUUCUCACCCUUACCAGAUCUCCCGGUAGAGCAACUACUGGAAACUCUGAGCCACGUCAAAACUCGACUGCUCAUGAGGAACCUCGAGCGUCAUUUUAAGAACAAUCCGAACCAAUACAAGAAGAUAAUUAAGAUGAUACUUGGGGCGAAUUUGAAUAACCCUGCUGCCACAAGAGACACGCUUCUGAGCAUGUUGCGGGGCAAGCCUGAGCUCAGUGACCAGGUGGCAGAGUUUUUUGAUAAAUGCGCUAUCAAGCCAAAAGCAAACGAUUUUGAAUACAUUGAUUUGACUGAUAAGAACGCUGCUAUCUCUCCAAACGCUGAUGGUUUCGAGGAAUUGAGUUUGUUGGAGAAAACGUCCGCUUCUACACAAAAGCACAACAAGUUGAUUGAGAGUAUCAACAAGACGGUGAACGAUCAAAGAAAGCAGGAGCAGGAGGAUAAGGUGGAAAAGAAGCGACAGGAAGAGGAAACAAAACGACUACUCAAACUCGAAAAAAGAAAAAUGCCGGCCCGUAACGUAGUUGAAUGUGGGGAUGUGGUCCUGACCUGGACCAGGGAGCAGGACCGAGAGAUCCUCAGAGCUUGCCGGACCUCACGACCCAGGUCCAAGACUUUCAAAGCUCUGGCAAAGUCAUUCCCCCACAAAUCUAGUUUACAGGUAAAAGAUCGAUUCUUCACACUGAUGCAGCUAAUGAAGAAAGCCCAGCAAGCAGCCGAGAGAAAAGCGAAGAAAUCAGCGAAGAAUCUACAAGAGUCUACUCCUGUCAAGCAAGGGAAGGAGAGCAGUGUGAGACCGUCUGGGGAGGUUUCUAAGAAAGCAAGGAUCAUGCAAGAUGGACAGCAGCCUGGUCCUUCAACGGAAACUAAAGGCACUUGAUAAUUUACCGGGGAAAUACUUUGUUUUUUUUAUUUCAUAUUACCGACCCGUAUGUUUCAUUACAUUAUUAUUGUUUCGAAGGGUUGAUCAGAUUUUUAUUUCACAUUUUAUUUGUAUUUUGUUUGAAUUAUUUGAAUAA
Messenger RNA from Bolinopsis microptera, 3291 nucleotides. RefSeq names its product GON-4-like protein. The coding region runs from base 63 to 3152 and encodes 1029 amino acids. The transcript is spliced from 15 exons. Gene Ontology annotation, molecular function: transcription coregulator activity. Lineage: Eukaryota; Metazoa; Ctenophora; Tentaculata; Lobata; Bolinopsidae. The record is from RefSeq and is a predicted model, not a curated record. Gene Ontology annotation, cellular component: nucleus. Gene Ontology annotation, biological process: regulation of DNA-templated transcription.